UCGAAUAUAGAUAACCAUUCCAAAAAAUCCUCACACUUCAGAAAUCACAGAUCCCUCUCAGUACAACAUCUACCACAUCAGCGACAAUAACCAUACAAAAUGUCUCUCAAACCCAUUACCCUCUACGGCCACACCAUGGGCCCCAACCCCUGGAAAGUGGCCAUGGUACUCGAAGAGCUCGAAAUUCCCUACAAGACGAUCUACAUAGCUGCUGCAGAUGUCAAGAAAGAACCAUUAACCUUGGUCAACCCCAAUGGCCGCGUGCCCGCUAUCGAGGACCCCAACACAGGAAUCACCCUGUGGGAGUCAGGCGCCAUUAUCGAAUAUCUCUCCGAAACCUACGACAAAGACAAUAAGAUCAGUUUCCCAGCUGGUACCCCUGAGUACUUCCAAACAAAACAAUGGCUCCACUUCCAGAUGAGUGGGCAGGGCCCGUACUUUGGUCAGGCUGUUUGGUUCCGGCGACACCACCCUGAAGUGGUUCCUAGUGCUCAGGAGAGAUACAAGAAAGAGGUUCUUCGGGUGUCAUGGGUGCUAGACAACGUUCUUAAAGAUAGGGAGUACCUAGUUGGCGGACGGUAUAGCUACGCGGACAUCUCGUUCGUGCAGUGGUUUAAUGUCUUUGGAAUCGCCACGGAUAAUGAUGUUGACAUGGAGAAGGAGUACCCAAAUCUUUACUCUUGGCUCGAAAAGAUCAAAGCAAGGCCGGCUAUCACCAGAACUGCCGAACUACAGAAGGAAGCAAUUGCGAAUGAGAAGCACUGAGUGAAAGUGGAUUUGGAGCGUCAUUCAACCUAGGAUGUCUAUCGGGGAUUGUAGAAGUCAUUGCAAAUUUGUUUUAUGCUCCUGAGGUCCGGAUAUGGGGACCAGUAUGUAGUAAUAUUAUGAUGCCAAGUACUUUUAUAAUCCCUUGCUCAACUCUACGAUCUCUGCAAAUAUAGCUGUUGAAUAGAGAUCGCGACGUUAGAACAGAGUAGGAACUGGUAGAGAAUAGAUCGAUAAUGUG
This is a messenger RNA of Aspergillus welwitschiae, 1006 nucleotides long. RefSeq names its product glutathione S-transferase family protein. The record is from RefSeq and is a predicted model, not a curated record. The transcript has a single exon. Bases 100 to 765 code for a protein of 221 amino acids. NCBI's taxonomy places the organism in Eukaryota, Fungi, Ascomycota, Eurotiomycetes, Eurotiales, Aspergillaceae.